AUGCGGUCGGGGGGGUUCGCUUCCGAAGCGCCAUCAGGUGACACGACCACCGCAGAUGAGGGAUCAGACGUUGCGCCACAUGCCUCCGGUUGUGUUCAGUAUGACAUGGACGGAAUGCCAGCGUUUAAAGGGUCUGUUUGCCCUAAAUCACCCAUCCAAGAUCCUCUAGUGAACCCACUGGACGGGUAUGUAGAAGCACUGGUAAAGCGACUCGGGGAAGCUUUGGAUCCACUGGGCUUAGCCGGGGCGUUAUUGCGCAGCAGCCACGUUGUAACGACCUUCAAGGAAGGUGUGGCUGUAUUUGAUUUGCCGUGGGUUGCUCUUCUACGCGAUGCUUCUGAGAAGGCUUUCUCGUCAGUGGACCCUGCACUGGAGGAACUCGUGAGUAGGGAUACAUUCCCCGCAGCGGAUAACGGGGCCAGCUUGAAUAACGCCAGAGGUAACCUUGUUUGUGGCAUGACGGAGUUGGCAGGCGUUUUAAGGAGGUGUUAUUCUGCCUUGGGGGCGGCUCCCUUGUGCUCUUUCGAUGAUGUACACGAGCGUCUGCUUUCCAUCAGUAGGCGGUUUGUUGGUGACAUAGGGUCGAGUCGUGGUCCCUUUUCAACCGCCCAGGUACCGUUAAGCAUGGAAGAGCUUAAGGCAUUACUUCUUCAAGACGUCAACAGAUGGGGGCUAAGCACGUUUCCUUAUUUAGUGUUCGCGGUCUCUUCGCGCCACCCUCUGCAGUUGGUCUGGAAUGAUGCCACGGUCGAUAAGGCAGAACUAGCGUUUCAUGUUUACUAUAUGGUAGCUCGAAUCAAUCGGUGGGAGGAGGAGACUGGAUCGGGGAGGGGCAUACUCUUUCCCGUUGAAUGGAUGGACGAACUCCUGCGGUGGCUCACAGAUCGCGAUGAGGUGCCGUUGUUGCCACUUCGAUGCCCAUCACAGUCGCUUACACCAGUCUCACAGAUGGAUUAUUCUCCCGUCCCAUGUGCUCCAGGUCCUUUUGACAUCUCGCGUGUGUUGAGGGUCACUGCUGAGGAUCCAAGCAAACAUAUGGUCCAGUAUGAUGACGGUGGCGUAGAUGUUAUCCCUGAAGAUCUGUUUGACUACCUGUGGUCGCUGUUUGGUGGAGGGGCAAAAUACAUAGUGAUGGGUAAAUUUCGUAACAAGAGUAAGAUUAUGGAGCUGCUGAAGCCGAAGCGUGUAUCCAUUGCCGUCACGUUUGAGGGAUCCGAUCGAGAAGGCCAGCUGAGAGUGGAUUCUUUGCUCUUGGAUGAUGUGUUACCGCGGGCGUCGUUGUCGGAGGUGUCGCGGCGCGCUAUAGGUGAAUUACUGGAUAAACACCAGUACGGGUGGGAGAAUGGGAUGGAGCUUUUCGGCCUUACGCGCCCGGACAAUGUUAUUGAGAUGUGCGUCACCCACGUUCACGGUAAGGAGCUACAGGCUUCUCGGUUGGUGGAAGUUGUGGAUGGAAAGACAGUAGAAGAUUUACUUGGUGACUUUCGUAGCUCUACCGAAGUGGUCACUGACCAUUGUGGGCCAGUUCUUCGAGUGUCGCUACUUGUUCGCCACCCAGCGGGACUGACAUCACCUGCAGGACCUGGUUUUUGUGGCCUAACGAACGUUGGCAACACGUGUUACAUGAACAGCGCUCUACAAUGUCUGUUAAGUUUAGGGGCCGUGUGCCGUUUACUUUUCUCCCUUCGUCUCUCAGAGUACGCCAAUCUAUCAAUUACACGUGAGUUUGUCAACCUUCUUCGUGAUAUGCUCGCUGGGAGAAGAGUUGCGAAGACCCUCCCCUUGAAGACGGCCAUUGGGUCCGUGGAAAGACGCUUCAAUACGUACGAGCAACAGGAUGCCGUUGAGUUUAUUGAAGUGUUGCUUGACCGCAUACAUGAGGAAAUGAACCACGUGUACGGGAAGCGCUAUAGGGAACGCCUAGAUACUGACAAGGACAUUCCCAAAAGUAAGCUGGCGAAUUGCUUUUGGGAGGAUGCAAAGGCCAACAACCAAAGCUUUGUUCCACAACUUUUUUCUCAUCAGUCAGUUCACUUUUUCGUUUGCUGCAAUUGCAAGGGGACGAGUACAGUAUUUGACAACGGCUCUACGUUAGUUGCCACUAUAGCGCCACCAACCCGACGUGUAUUUGACGUUGAUGUUCUUCUACCGGGAGAGCUUGUGCGUCGAGUGCAGGUGAAGGUGGCCUGCGGUUCCGACGACCGUGUUCGUGCGUCGGAUAUCGAGAAGGAAAUAUGGGAACGCCUACACUCUACGAAUACGGAUUUCUUUUCUUCCAUGGCUACCUCAGUCGGCUGCCCCGAAGCUCAGGCGCCCCUUAAAGGGAAGGGACAAGACAACAAACAAUCACUUGGGGAUUAUCGGGCUGUUCUAUGUGCGGAUUCCCACACGUGCUUUUCAGAUGGGGGACACGUACUUCACGCCGCAGUCCUUUGGAGGGGUGCAGGGCUUGGGGCGGGGGAAAAGCGUGUUCUUCCGACGGGGCCGUCGCUAGCCAACAGGAACAGUACGGAGGAAUUUGCAGAAGCGCAGCCAAUGUGCAAUGAAUUCCAGCAGCAAAGGGAGAUGAAAGAUCAGUGUGUGUACAUCUGGUACUUUCUUCAACCCCAAGGUAGUUCGUCCCCCCGCGAUGCACUGCUCUGUCAUGUGGAGUGUUCGUCGGUUGAUGCUUUGGGUGACAGAAAAUCGUCCCUGGCCUACAUUAUCGAACGAAGUGUCAAUUUGGGUGAUCACUUUUUGAGCUGGAAACUGGGCUGCGUUGACCAAUGUACGUCGCUUGAACAGGAUGGUGGAGAAAACAAACAUCUGCAGCGCGGUCCGAAAAAAAAUCUCAGGGUGUGGUUCUGUUCCACCAUGGGGGAUAACGGCUACUAUCUCAAUCUUGAAGACACUGGGGACGGCCGCGACUGGAUUGAUUCGGGCGAUCUGCCACUUACUCUCUCGAUGGACUCCCGCGUUGUCAUACAGUACGAUGAUCAAAUGAUGCAACUUAGUGAUGCGAUCCGUGUCACGAACUUUCAUUCGGUGGGCAGCAGCCCUUUUCCAGGUGAGCCCACAUUUUAUAGUUGCAAUGGAACUAACAAGGAGGCGGUUGACGUUCAUGAGUGUCUGAAAAGUACUUUUUCGUCCGACAUCCUCACCGGGGAGAAUAGUUUAAACUGCAGUAAAUGUGGGGGUUUCUGUGAUGGGCGCGUGGAAAGACGACUAUUCCGUCUUCCACCGUGUCUUAUUAUUUCUCUCAAGCGGUUCAAAUUAGACAUACGUGGAGUAACAAAGGAUACUGCGUUUGUAAGGUUUAGCGAAGAACUGGACAUGAAACAGUUCAUGGACGAGGAAUCGCCAGAAAAGCACACAAAGUACAAGUUGGUCGGCGUUGUCUUCCACCGAGGGGGUUUGUCAUAUGGGCACUACACAGCGGCGAGAUUCAGCAAAGCCACCAAACAGUGGUUUUGCUGCGAUGAUUCUAGUGUGAUGGUCAGGGACAAAGGGCCGUGGGCAUGGCCCGCUGCAGGAGAUGCGUAUAUUUUGUGCUACGAGCAGUUAGUUGAGGGCUGA
Messenger RNA from Trypanosoma brucei brucei TREU927, 3555 nucleotides. Its product is annotated as ubiquitin carboxyl-terminal hydrolase, putative. The record is from RefSeq and is a predicted model, not a curated record. Lineage: Eukaryota; Euglenozoa; Kinetoplastea; Trypanosomatida; Trypanosomatidae. The coding region runs from base 1 to 3555 and encodes 1184 amino acids. Gene Ontology annotation, biological process: protein deubiquitination. Gene Ontology annotation, molecular function: cysteine-type deubiquitinase activity. The transcript has a single exon.